UGAAAUACACCUCAGUUAUCUUUUUUGUCUAGCAAUUGUGUGAGGUUUUUGUGCUGAAAGAGUCGAAUCUUGAUGGUGGCGAAGCAAGUCGGUAUUGAUUGGAAAUUUCAACCCAAGACGUGUGUUGGUGAUGAUGAUCGGAUAAGUCAGUUGCCGGAUGACAUUCUUGUUGUUAUAUUGUCUUUGUUAUCGCUAAAGGAAGCUGCACGUGCAAGUAUUCUUUCUUCGCGGUGGACGAACUUGUGGAAACACACCCUUUCCCUCGACUUCGAUGCAGAGAAUUCAAUGUGCAAGCUUGCAAGGGAAAGGGAGUUAGAGAUGGAGGAGGGGCUCAAGUACGUAGAAUGGGUGAACUCCGUCCUGCAAUCGCAUAGAGCUGUCACAUUGAGAGAGUUCAGAAUAUGUUUUGAUUUAAGCGAACCAUCUCAUAUAGUACUAACUAAGUGGCUCGAAUAUGCGCUUGCCAGACAAGUUCAGAGGUUGGAGUUUGACCUUUCUGCUGCAAAUUCGAGACGUUUUGGCCGUACUGACUUAAAUUACGUUUUCCCUCAAGAGUUGCUGACUGAAAGCAACCAUCACACUCGCACACGUUUCGGUUUUAAGCACCUCAAAGAGUUGUCUUUUAGAUUUGUUACCGUGACUCGCGAAGCUAUUGAGUUCUUUUUGAAUAAUUGCCCGUUUCUUGAAAAUUUGAUUGUCCACAAAACAAAAAAGAUAUCAACUCUUGAAGUUUGUGGUUCAUCCCUCGCGUUGAAACACUUGGAGCUAUUUGGUUUGGAUUCUGUUAAGGUUUCAGCACCAAAUCUUACUUCACUCUCAGUUAAGGUAUAUAAGGAACUCAUUCUUGAUAAUGUUCCAAUGCUUGAUGAGUUGACUGUUGCUUGCGGUUACUGUGAGUUUUCUGUCGAAAGAUUACUACUCUCUUCCUGCAUUUCACAACUAGAGAGUCUUACCCUGAUGCUGAGCAACUUGAAGGGAAGUACGGUGUUGUGCAAGUUUCCCGAAAUGCCUAGGUUGAAGAAGCUAGUGAUUGAGUAUUGGACACUGGGUGAAGGAAGUCUCAUAGCACUGACUUCUUUGAUCAAGGCAUCUCCUUAUUUGCAGGAAUUUGUUUUAAAAUUAAGGUGGCUAGAGCUUUCAAGGUCAGAUAGAGAAAUUGGAAGUAGUGUAAGGUUUCCCCACGAGCACCUUAAAGUGGCCAAGUUUUGUGGCUAUUAUGGUCGUAGCAGUGAUGUUGAAUUUGUCAAGUACUUUAUAGAUAACUGCGUCGUGCUUGAGAAAUUAAUUAUUGAUCCCCACGGUCUAGUAUAUAUUCCCCGUGUACCAACUAGCCCUGCUAAAUUAGCUAAAGAAGUAACGGCAAGGGACUGCGCCAAGCGACAACUAGAAUCACAGGUACCUGCGCACAUUGAAUUGGUUAUUCUUUAAUUAAUAGUUUGUGUGCUGCUGUAUUUAUGAGUUUAAACUAUCACUAAGUUAUGUUAUUUUGAUGACUAAGUUUUGUUAUUUUGAUUAUGGAUAUUACUGGAUGUUGAAAGCAUUUCUAAUAUU
This is a messenger RNA of Erythranthe guttata (spotted monkey flower), 1551 nucleotides long. The record is from RefSeq and is a predicted model, not a curated record. Lineage: Eukaryota; Viridiplantae; Streptophyta; Magnoliopsida; Lamiales; Phrymaceae.